Molecule: messenger RNA, 720 nt
Organism: Camellia sinensis
Lineage: Eukaryota; Viridiplantae; Streptophyta; Magnoliopsida; Ericales; Theaceae
Source: RefSeq, a predicted model, not a curated record
AUGGCAGAGUGUGAAACUUUGAGAAAUAUUCGACACCGAAACUUGGUCAGGAUCAUAACUUCUUGUUCUAGUGUUGAUUUUCAAGGAAAUGAGUUUAAAGGUCCAGUUUAUGAGUUCAUGCCUAAUGGGAGUCUAGAGGGAUGGCUGCAUUCAAGUCCAGAAACUAAUAAUGGGCAAAAUGAGCACCGGAGACUCAACCUUCUAGAAAGAGUAAACAUUGCCAUAGAUGUGGCUUGUGCACUUGAUUAUCUUCAUCACCAAUGCCAUACACCGAUCAUUCAUUGUGAUUUGAAGCCAAGUAAUAUCCUUCUUGAUAGUGAAAUGGUUGCCUUUGUUGGAGCUUUUGGCCUAGCUAGAUUUUUCCCAGAGCUUACCAUUACUAAUCAAAGCAGUUCGAUUGGAAUAAGAGGAUCCAUUGGAUAUGUACCUCCAGGUCUUGGAAGUGAGAUGUCAACUUAUGGAGAUGUCUACAGUUACGGGAUCCAAUUAUUGGAGAUAGUAACAGGGAAGAGACCCACUGAUCGCAUGUUUGAGGAAGGCCUUAAUCUUCAUAGCUUUGUUAGGAUGGCCUUGCCUGACCAUGUGAUGGAGAUUGCAGACCCGGUACUCCUAGAGAAUGACAAAGAAGAGGCAGGAGCAACAGCAGCAGAUACUGCUGCUGCUGCCAGUACUUGGGAAUCAAUUCAAGUGAACAAUGGUGACAGAAUAGUGAAUGUCUAA